GGCGCCCUUCUGGCCACGACACGAAUCCCUUACCUUCCCACGUUAACUCUCCGUUUUCCAUCAAAAUUCAAUUCCAUGAAAAUUUUCUUUGUUUAUGAAAUUUCUAUGUAUCUGUGUUCUUUAUAUUUGUUUUUCCUCUUCGAUUUCGUCCUGAUCAUCAUACUAUAACCGCCUCAAUUUUUCUUUGUUAUUUAUUCCAAUUCGUCGACCCGUCUUCCCAUAAAUUUGUGGCAUCCAACGAAGAAAAACUCAUCCAAUUCCAGACGUCUUAUUCUCUGGAAAUUCCCCAUUUCCCCACAAUUUUUCUUUUCAUAUCACGAAGAACAGAAAUUACAAGAUUGGUGGACGAGUUUCGCGCCGACCCGGGUUGAUUUUGCUAUCGGAGCCCAUGUUCAGAGGCGCUAAAAAUGGCCCCUCGGAGCAGCCCCACCCUUCCAAUUCCCUCUCCGACGCCAAAUUGGGUUUCGGAGAGAGAGCCCUCUCCGCCGCUGGAGCCGCCGUCCUCUCCGCCGUCCUCGUUAAUCCCCUCGACGUCGCUAAAACAAGGUUGCAAGCCCAAGCUGCUGGAGUUCCAUACCAAGGCCAAUGCCGGCUCACAAGCUUAGAAACAAAUACGGUGAUUCCAAAUUUGAGAUGCUCGCCAUCGGGAUCACGGGAUCUUCUUGGCCUUGAACCCGAUUGUUCUCUAGAGUGUAAUCGGUAUAAGGGAACAUUUGAUGUGUUUAACAAGGUUAUUCGUCAGGAAGGCUUUGCGAGGCUGUGGCGAGGUACAUAUGCGAGCUUAACUCUGGCUGUGCCGACUGUGAGUUUCGCUCGCCCUGACAUUUGCCCCAAGAUACAUUUUGAGCUGAGAUCCUUACUUUCAGUGGUUACAUUACUGAUGAUUUUGUGCUUCCUUCCUCGUGCGUACCAGGUUGGGAUCUACAUGCCUUGUUAUGAUAUCUUCCGCAAUUUUAUGGAAGAUUUCACAACCGAGAAUGCUCCGGGUUUGACUCCAUACGUUCCGUUAGUUGCAGGAUCAAUUGCACGCUCAUUAGCUUGUAUAUCAUGUUACCCUGUUGAACUUGCGCGGACUCGAAUGCAGGCGUUUAUAGAAAACCAAACUGCCACUAAGCCUCCAGGGGUGUGGAAGACACUGGUUGAGGUUAUAAACCCGGUCAGGAGUAGUCGCCUUCAAGAUCUGCAGAAUUAUCGUAUCUUAUGGACCGGCCUUGGUGCACAACUUGCUCGAGACGUUCCGUUCUCUACCAUCUGCUGGGCAACACUUGAACCUUUAAGGAGGAAAAUUCUAGGCCUAGUUGACGAUGAAGCGAAUGCAGCCAGCGUGCUUGGUGCAAAUUUCUCUGCUGGUUUUGUUGCUGGAAGUCUCGCAGCUGCUGCAACAUGUCCACUGGAUGUUGCGAAAACCCGAAGACAAAUCGAGAGAGAUCCUGAAAGGGCAUUAAAGAUGACUACAAGAACAACUCUGGCAGAAAUUUGGAGGGAUGGAGGAACGAAAGGAAUGUUUACAGGAAUUGGCCCCCGUGUUGGCCGUGCUGGUCCCUCCGUCGGAAUAGUCGUCUCCUUCUACGAACUCGUCAAGUAUGCUUUGUAUCACAGACACCCUGAAGAAACGAUAAAUAAAUAGAGGGAGGGGGAGUCACUUGGUAUGUCCCCAUGUAAGCUGAAGAAAUCUCCUCUCCACAGACUGCAACUUCUAAAGGAAUAAAAAUCUUCAUUUUUUCCCCUUUCCACGGAAAAGUAAAUUUAAAUACCAAUCCCAAUCUCAAUCUCAUUGUCCAUUUUUCCACCAAAAAUUUGUUCAAUCGCAAAUUUAGGUGUUCUAACUCAUGAAGAUGUACAUGAAUGUUGGAUCAAAGAAUGAAGAAGAUAUUUCACACUUGCUUCA
Messenger RNA from Momordica charantia (bitter melon), 1888 nucleotides. The record is from RefSeq and is a predicted model, not a curated record. NCBI's taxonomy places the organism in Eukaryota, Viridiplantae, Streptophyta, Magnoliopsida, Cucurbitales, Cucurbitaceae.